Varroa destructor (honeybee mite) is the source of this 1559-nucleotide messenger RNA. RefSeq lists its product as uncharacterized. The record is from RefSeq and is a predicted model, not a curated record. Lineage: Eukaryota; Metazoa; Arthropoda; Arachnida; Mesostigmata; Varroidae.
GGAUGUGAAGGGGGUUCGCUAAAGAAGUCCAGAAUCUAUGAACGAGGAAAACAACGAGCUUGGGCCGAAGGCAGCAUUGUGGUUGGCUUCAACUUGGGUGCCGGAAUAUUUCGAAAGCCUCCCUCGCGCUCCUCCCCUCGUCAGGGAGAACAACCUUCAUCAUCAUCAGCAUAAUCAUCGUUAUCAUGAUUAUUGCCAUCGUCGCUGUGCCCUGUGGUACUAACAGGAUUUGUAGCUCGAUAGCCGCUACUGAAAUUGUAGGUUAUAUCACAUUUUAUUUGGCGGUGCGCGGAAGUGUUGUCUGUCGGCCUUUCUGCAUGUGGAAUAGCACAUUGUACUGUUCAUCACGUCGAGCUACCGAGUGUUGAAGCUGCUCCAUAUCGCUGAACGAACUAUACAAGAUUAAACUAGUUGUGAAAUGGAGAACGGCCACGGAUAUCGUUUAUUUAUGGCAGUCCAUCUCUUGCGAAUAUCUGCGCAAGGGCACUCCACCUAGGUGCUUCCCUCUGAUUUUUAGCGAUAGCACAUUUCACGUCAUUGUCGCUAGGAAAGCAUCUUUAAACUACUAUGGAGGGAAAGGCUAAGACAUGUGGUGCAGUGCCUACUCACCACCAACGUAGGAACAUUUCGGCCAUUAAGCUCAGUUCAGGUAAAUUUGUGAAACGAAAUUUUUCCAUGAUGUUCCCGUGGACGUUUCUUGAGGACGACAGCGACAUGUUGGCCGAUUUGGUCCUUUUUUACCCCCGAGCGUCUCCAUUGUCCGCGCCGCCACAUCCUCCGCCACCCCCUCCACCAGGAAGAUUUGACUGUACCGUUGUCUUAAAUGGCGAAUGCGAAACAACCCCGGAUCUCAGUUCAGGCCUAACAACCAUCCUUCUAACAGCGGGACAAGGACGAACUCCAAAUCUUCCGCUAGUUACGGUCGGCUCGGCUUUGCUAUUCAGCAUUGUUUGUGUUACCAUCUUCUUCACCUGCAGGCACCAUAAACGGAAAAUGGACUUCUUAGCAUACAAGCCGGGACCGCAACUAAGUCAUGUCGUACUGGGCCCCACCGCAAAACGACCUAACGAUGGAACGUUACUAGGCUUAUCUCGAUCAGAUCCGAACGAAUCCAGCCUACCCGACAUGUAUGCAGGUGAUGGAUACGGCGGUACUCUGCCGUUACAAAAGGCCCCUCUGACACCUGCAUUGGUUCUUUUAGAAGCACCUCGCCAAGGAAGCAAAGAGCACUUCAAUCCGAUCUACGAGGAGCUUGACCAACACGGUGCCGAUGAAAAUGUGCAGUACUCCUCAAUGGUUGAACGAAGCCAUCUUGAAGGAAAUAUUAUGAAGCCGGUGGCGGAAUUACGAAGUCGGAGUUACCAGUUUGUAACGUCGCGUCAACCUGGGAGUGAGAAUAUCUACGCAUCCAUAGAAGAUCAGCGCUUUUGCUGAAACAAGAGUCAUCGACUUCUUCAUCUACGAGGAUGACCUUCUAAUUAAUAUCAUCUCUUCAAUAAAAUACCAUAGUUUGGUUUACAUGUGGCGUCUCUCUAAAACCAAGCUAUGAAUAAAUAGUA